This is a messenger RNA of Aspergillus welwitschiae, 748 nucleotides long. RefSeq lists its product as uncharacterized. The transcript has a single exon. Lineage: Eukaryota; Fungi; Ascomycota; Eurotiomycetes; Eurotiales; Aspergillaceae. The record is from RefSeq and is a predicted model, not a curated record. The annotation marks the transcript as partial.
CCAGGUGAUAAAAGAGACUAUCUCCUAGAAUCAUGACACCCUAUUUAUAACCCCCCAAAGACACACAGAGAAACGUCAUCCAAAUAACAGGAGACAGACAAUCAAGCAAGCAAGCAAGCAACACGGACAAUCUCGGUGUCCGCCUGCCCUACUACCACUACCACUACUUGUUCUCCUAUUCUACCUCAUAACACCAACUACAACCAGGUAUCCUGAGCAAGCCCCUCAAUUAAUAACCAGACGAUCAAAUGAUUGGUCCCGGCAAUCCUGGAAGGAAGCUAGUUGGACGCCUAGGAAGUAGUCUAAUGCUCCUCCAGUCGGAUAAGAGGAGGAGUUCGGGGCAUUACCACCGUAGUCAACUCAGUGUUAGGCUGGGCCGACGGGUUCCGAGAGCCGAUUUUGGUGUUAGUCUGUUAUUUGUUUUUGCCUUUUGGCUCAGGGGUCUGGUGAUGCUGUCCUGUGUUCAUGUGAUGGGGGGGAAAUAUAUACUUUUUUUCUUUCUUGAAAUAUUGGUUGAUGUCAUUAGUUGAGAGUGGUGUUGUCCAUAGUAUACAUCACUAGGUAUACUUUCUGUUAGUGGUGUGGGAUGGAGAGUAAGCAGUAAGCAAUAAGCAGUAAGCAGGCCGGGUAAACGGCGCUAUGCUAUAGAGAAGAGGACAUAUAGGUGGGGGGUUCUGAGUGCUUACGCUUGGGCCUUAUCUGUUUCAGAGUAUAUUGGUGGACUAUUAUAGUUAGCAGUGAGACAGUC